Molecule: messenger RNA, 2748 nt
Organism: Colius striatus (speckled mousebird)
Lineage: Eukaryota; Metazoa; Chordata; Aves; Coliiformes; Coliidae
Gene: ADA2
Product: adenosine deaminase 2
Exons: 10
Coding region: 153-1700 (515 amino acids)
Biological process (GO): adenosine catabolic process; inosine biosynthetic process
Molecular function (GO): adenosine deaminase activity
Source: RefSeq, a predicted model, not a curated record
UUCCGCGCUCUGCACCGCCGGGGCGGAUCCCGCUGCUUUGUCCUUGCUGGGAUAGUGCUGGCUUGCAAGAGAGAGACCUGCUUCCCGCUCGCUCGGGCGGCAGCUGGAUGAGCUCUGGAUGCAAGGAGGAAAGUUAACAGUGCGGCUCUAAGAUGAAGCUUCCAUCUGGGCAAGGCAUAAGGCUGGCAUAUCUUCUCCUGAAUUUGGCUUCCCUCUGCCUCCCCAUCCCCCUGUGGAAGGACCGGGACUCCCUGAUGCAGGAGGAGAAAGCCCAUCAGACGGGUGGCAAUUUGGUGCUGAGCAGACAGGAACAGCAGCUCAGUUCAAAGCUCGUAAGCCUCAAGAAGAAGGAGGUUGCAACAGCCAUAACUAUGGGACAGUUUCCUCCAAGCAUGCACUUCUUUCGGGCAAAAAGCCUCAUUGAUCAGAGCACAGUGUUCAGCAUCUUAAAGCGAAUGCCAAAAGGUGCUGUCUUACACGUGCACGACUAUGCCAUGCUGAGUGUGGACUGGCUGGUGUACAAUGCCACCUACCUUCCCAACUGCUACAUCUGCUUCACCCCUGUGGGCACCGUUCGGUUUCGUUUCUCUAGUCCUCACCCUCCUCACCCAGUGCCAGCCCAGUGCUCCCAGUGGGUUUUGCUGGAGACUUACCGGAAGCAGCUGCGCAAUGUGACGGAGUUCGAUAGCGGCUUGCUGAGAAACUUGACCCUGGUGACGGAUGCCCCUGAGCUGGCCUACCCUUCUCAGGCUUUCAUUUGGAAAAGAUUUGAAGAAGUCUUUCUCAUUGCCUCUGGACUUAUCUGCUAUGCACCUGUGUUCAAGGCCUACUUCUACCAGGGGCUGCUGGAGCUCUAUGAAGAUAACAUACAGUAUGUCGAGAUAAGAGCUAUCCUGCCUCCGGUGUAUGAACUGGAUGGCACCCGGCACAAUAAAUCAUGGUCCGUGGCAACCUAUCGGGAAGUGACCAGGCAGUUUAUGAAGGAGCACCCUGACUUUCUUGGAGCCAAGAUUAUAUUUACAGCACACAGGAUGCUGAAUGUUUCCCAGAUUAAAGAAGCCGUCAUCACUGCCAUGGCACUCAGAGCCCACUUCCCAGACACCCUGGCUGGCUUCGACCUGGUUGGAGAUGAGGAUGAAGGUCAUUCUUUAUGGGACCUAAAGGAUGCCCUGACCAUCCCAUAUUCCUUGGGGGUCAACUUGCCAUACUUUUUCCAUGCUGGGGAGACUGACUGGCAGGGCACCUCCGUAGACAAUAACGUGCUGGAUGCAUUGCUGCUGAAUACCAGCCGAAUUGGCCAUGGACUUGCCCUCGUUAAACACCCAGUAGCCAAAAGCUUGUCUCUGAAGAAGGAUAUACCUGUAGAAAUCUGUCCCGUCUCCAACCAGGUCCUGAUGUUGGUAGCUGACUUGAGGAGUCACCCUGCAGCUGACCUUAUGGCUGAAGGGCACCCCAUUGUGAUCAGCCCCGAUGAUCCCCCUAUCUUUGGGGCAAAAGGAGUCUCCUAUGACUUCUAUGAGGUGUUCAUGGCCAUCGGAGGGAUGAAUGCUGACCUGAGGACCUUAAAACAACUUGCUCUUAACUCCAUAAAAUACAGUGCCAUGCUGCCAGAUGAGAAAGCCAAGGCCAUUGAGGUCUGGCAGGAAAAAUGGGACCAAUUUGUUGCUGACCUCUCGGAUAGCUUUUUGAGGGAGCUUUAGAGGGGAGGAGACUCAUCUCAGAAGGCAUUUGGCAAGCCAGAGCUAGUAAGGCUUAUUGUUAAGAGGGAGAUUCUUUUUCCAUGUGACCUGAGCAGAUGAAUGGAGCUCAAAGUCUCACCUGGCAGCGAGUGAUUCUGGUAAGCUAGGCUUAAUGGGUUUAAUGCUAAGAGUGAGCUUCUCUGUCCUGUGAAAGUCAUGGGCUGGAGGUAAAAGGGAGCAGUAAGCCCUUUACAGCAACAAUAACAGAACACUCUGCUCAAAAUAGUCAAAACAAUCCAAAAUUGCCAAUGACCAAACCCUGACAUCCUUAUUCAGGAAAAACAUGCUUUCUAAUUAGAGUCAGUGGGAGAUUGCCAACACGAGGAACUCUGAAUUUCGCCUUAUCAUUACAAAAUGCAGACCUUGUCCGGAAACAGCUAAGACAAACAUCCAACCAUUUGGGCCACUGACCUUCAGGAGAGCAAGGACUGAAAAUGACUCUUGUUAUGUUUAACCCCGGGCCUGCUGCCAAAAUAACGCGGCUAGGUUGAAGAACCAGUCAUAGGUCUGAUGUCUGCUAUUUCAGGACCUACCAUGGCUGGAAACGACCUGAUGGAACUUACUCGCAGAACAUUUAAGCCUGGUUGCACAGUGAUCAUAAAGCCAGAGAGAGGUGUCUUGGUUGCUGACAAGGUUUGGGUUUUUUUUUUUUACUGCAAAAUCUUUUCCUGUCCUCUGGUCAUACGAAGCCAAAACACUUUUCAUCUGAAAAGAAACACCCUGGCUUCUCAAGUCUAGCUUGAUUAAAACCAUCUCCCUGCACUGGGCCAUGUUAACUCAGGCAUUUAUAGGAAAAAACUUUUGAUUUCAGGGAAUUCCACUACAAGCAUUUGUUGCCUAACUCAGGGUGCAAAUGUGCCCUUGUUCAGCCCGUCAGAUGCCAGAGAACUGCUCUCACACUCUGGAUAUCCACAGUGAACCACAGUUCACUUGGACUUUUGUAGUUUCCAGCUCUUUGGCAAAAAGAUACUGGAGCAACCACACAAUAAACAGUGUCUGGACAAACAGA